AUGACCUCUCUUGCUCUGCAAUCAGACAAACUGGAAGCUGCGACACACCAAAGGGCUUUUGGAAUCAAGUGCGCUGUUCGCUUCGACCAGUGUGCAAGCGACGGCGAGUGUCCAGGAACGACCAAGUGCUGCAUGGUCGGCGACUGCGGUUACCUUUGCGUGAAACCUAAGCCUGUGUCCACAGGACCCAAAGAGGUGACGAAGGAAGUACCCAACAAGAAAAUCAAAGGUGAUAAGAUCAGCUCCCAAGUUGCAUCUGACCUUACGCCUUCAUCGUCUGAAGUAACUGAGGCAGUUGAGUUACCCGAAGGUGCUGUUAAGUUGGAAGACAUUAUUGAGUUGCCCGAAGAAAUGAAGAAGAAGAUGGCAGAGGAACAGGCGAAAAAGAAUGAAGAGGAGCGAAAGAAACAGGAGUUAGCGGGAGAAAAACAGCCCGAAGAAGAAAAGUUGGUGGAGGGAAAACCAGAGGAGACCAAGAAAGAAGAAACUUCGUCGCAAGCUGAGAAGGUUGUUGAGAAAUUAGAAGAAUUCGUCGAAGAGGAAGUCGCACUGAUAGAGGAAGAGCUCGAUUCCACAACAAAAUUACCACUACAGGAAGAAGAAGAAGAAGAAAUGGAGACAACAACUGAGAAGUUCUAGUUGUACAACUUCGUUCUUAAUUUUAUAGCACCAACGUUAGGGUAUUUUAUAGUUUAAGUUGUCACUGUAAGUCAUGUUCCGCCACUUUUUAAUCAUGUUGUCCUUCGUUACCUGAGGGAUGUGAAUAUUUCUGAACGAUUUAUGUUUGUCCUCAAUUGUCUGAGGAGUGACAGAAUUUCGGAAACAUUGAAAUUUAUUUCAUGACAAUCUUAUCAUUUCAGUCUUGUGUUUUUUCAUCUAAUUUUAUUUUAAUUUUGAAUCUUGCAGGUCACUGAUGAGUGACAAUAUUGGUAUACCAAUGUAAUGAGUAGGUUUAAAAAGAGUUCCAUUUGUAUUUAAUUCUUAACCAGCUAUUUGUUUAGAAUAGCAACAGAGCAUCGAGAAGAAGUGGCUGGAACACUCAUAUUCUGUAUAUAUCGUUGAUGUGUUUUGUUUGUUUCAAGAAUAAUUAGAGCAUUUACUUUUGGUAUGUCUUAUAGAUGUCAUAUUGGUUUACACUGACGAAGGGAAGCUAUAGAAACAUGAAUUAGGAUGUAAAGAAUCAAAGUAUCUGCUCUUUUUGUCUUCCUUGUUUGCGAUUAGGCUGGCACCUAAAAUUAACCUGGAUAAUAUUCUCUUGCUAUCUUACCAUAUUUCUGUCAUCGGUUCAACAAAAAACAGUAAAGAUUUUCUAAAGAUAUAUCCCUUGUUAAAUAAUUCUAGAGAUUUCAUUGAAUAGAUUAACCGGACCACUGGUUAAGAAAAAUGUUAAAUGCUGAUUGAUUUUAAUUGUUUAAGCAUUUAGCGGAGAUUUACAGUAGUUAAGACAUUAUUUAGUAAAUAUAUGCCACAUAUAUUUUGAAAUAGCAGGCACUAUAAAUAUGACACUAUGAAUACUAAGACGACGAACUCAUGUUUGGAGUUUGUUUAAAUGAAGAUAUUUAUACGUUUUUCUUCCUUGUUAAAAAUCUUGAACCUUUAAAGAUGUUGACAUAUUUCUUUUGGUGUAAAUAUGACUGAAUGUUGAUAAUAAAAUACUACGUGUACA
Molecule: messenger RNA, 1666 nt
Organism: Macrobrachium nipponense
Lineage: Eukaryota; Metazoa; Arthropoda; Malacostraca; Decapoda; Palaemonidae
Product: putative autophagy-related protein 11
Exons: 3
Coding region: 1-639 (212 amino acids)
Cellular component (GO): extracellular region
Molecular function (GO): peptidase inhibitor activity
Source: RefSeq, a predicted model, not a curated record